AAGAGAGGGAGGGGAAGGAGCAGGGAGGGAAGGGAGAGCAGAGGAGCGUAGAGAGGGGAUCUGCAUUGUAAGUAGCUCUGAGAGCAGCAAGUGGUGGUGGCUGUUUUUCAGCCUGUUAUUGUUUUCCAGAGGAUUGCGGAGAGCACAAAGAAGGAGAAGGCACAGGCAGAGGAGCGCUGAUGUGAAAUGAGUGAGCUGCGUUGGAAAUAAAGAGAAGAAGAAGCUGAAGGAGGAGAAGGGAGGAAAGAAGCCGGGAGGAACACAAGGCAGCAAUGGAUAGCAGAGUGGCUCAGACUGACCCUGGGAUGGCCUGGAUUCACACACUGCUGCUGGCCACCAUCCAGCACACACACUAGGCUGCUAACACAGAUGAGCUCCCAUGUGUUCAUUCAGCCAUGCUCCCUGGUUAUGGAUUCUCACCUUUUCCUGAUUUCCAACCCCACCGUCACACUUUUCACUUCCGAGGAGAGAGCCCCAGCAUGUGGAUCCCUGCCUCAGGAGAGUCCCAGGCUCUGAGCGAGGCCCAGGAGGACAGGCCUCUCCUCCAUCCCUGCCACCACAAGCAUGUUGCCGUGUGCCAGCAGGAGACGCUGGCUUUUAUUGAGAUACAACCAACAGUGACGCCUAAAAUAAACGGACUCGGCUCCCCGAGGCAAACUGUUAUUCCAGACACACAAUGCACAACACAAUCACAGCCCCUGAAUGGAUUAAAACACACACUAAAUGAACUGAACGACAUGCAGAGGAGCUGCCAUAGGACACGCAAUGAGCAUGAAACGACUUUGAACUCUGACACACCUGUGGGAGACAGCGAUCUUAAAUGCCAGAAUGGUAUCAGGACUUCUUUGAAGGAGCAAACUGAAAAGCCACGCUGUGUCACAACAAUAUGUCGACCCCUCCACUCAGCUCUUAGCCUCCCUCUGUCCUUGCCUCUGUCCUCUUUAUACACAAACAGAGACUCCUGGGAAUCUCAGGCACCUUGCUCCCCAUCCUCACCUGAAGGUCCAGGUUUUCAGGGCCCGGACUCCUGCCAGCCACAGAGGAGGACGUCCCAGGGUUCACUGAAAGAGAAGUCUAUCCGACGAAAGAUGCAGGUUUAUUCUCCAGACAGCCUGAGCGAUGACUCUCUCAGCAGCCCAAUCUUGGAUCCGGACUUCAUCUUCCCAGGACCCUUCGCUUCUUUCCUGGAGGAGGACCUCAGUGGACUAUCUUCACUGGAGGCCAUGUCAAGUGCGUCCUCCACAGACGGUGUCACUGAUCUCUCAAACCUCAGUCAUGAUGACAUUUUUAACCUCCCUGAAGAACCACUGCAGAUUAUAGAGGACUCACUUCCAUGUCUAGGGGAAGACAGCAGGACUGUAGAGACAUUUAGCGCCACAGGGGGGAGCUUUAUGACCCGCAGUCGCUUCUGCGAUCAGGAACGGCGGCGCUUCUCAGCUUCAGAACUCAUAUCCAGACUGCAGCUGUCUCAAAGGAAGAACUCCUUCACCUUAAAGCUGGGGAAGUCGCUCUCUGCUCGGGUAGCCUCCCGGGACAGACAGAGCUCCAACAACUUCAGCCCCAACCUGGACUGUAAGUCCAACACCAAACACCGCUGCUCAGGUGGUUCUACUGAUAGCGCCCCCCAAAGUCCUGUAGGACCUGCACCUUCUCUGCCACCCAGCAGUGAUAAUGGCAUGCCUUUACAUCGGUGGAGCACAAAACUUGGAAUGAGAAAGAAAUCCAUAGAGGAGGACUCGGGCACACUUCCAACUGUUGCUAAUUCAAAUCGCUUAUCAAGGUUUUUGCCAAGCUCCAUUCUGUACCAGGAAUACAGUGAUGUUGCCAUCAACAGAGAGAUCCAGAGACAGCAGGGGAAAGAGCCGGGGACAGAGGAGGAGGGGCUCAGGGACGAGGGGUCAGAUGGGACCCCAUCUCCUUCUAAUCUGUCUCCAUCCAGCUCUUUUCGCUCAUCACGAGGCUCUGCCUUUGCACUGUGGCAAGACAUCCCAGACGUUCGAUCCAGCGGACAGCUCGACAACUUCAGCAAUGAGGAAAGAAAGUUGCAGGAGGUGAAUGAGAUGGAUGAGAUUUUUUUAUUUACACAGGCAAAGUUUGAGCUGGUGACGUCGGAGGCCUCGUACAUCCGCAGUCUGACCAUCGCUGUGGACCACUUCAUGUUGUCGCAGGAGCUCACAGAGUGUCUCGGAGCUCAGCAUAAGCAAUGGCUCUUCUCCAAGCUGCCUGAAGUCAAAGAUGUCAGUGAGAGUAGGUUUCUUCAGGACCUGGAGCGGCGGCUGGAAGAAGACAUUCUGCGUUUUGAUGUGUGCGACAUCGUCCUGGAUCACUGCCCGGCUCUGCGAAGAGUUUAUUUACCUUAUGUAACUAACCAGGCUUAUCAGGAGCAGACAUAUCAGCGUUUGCUACACGAGAACCCUCGUUUCCCCGGCAUCCUGGCUCGUUUGGAGGAGGACCCCGUCUGCCAAAGACUUCCUCUGACCUCUUUUCUAAUCCUCCCGUUUCAGAGGAUCACACGGCUUAAAAUGCUGGUAGAGAAUAUCUUAAAGAGGACAACUCCCGGCUCCCGAGAUGAGGACACUGCCACUAAAGCUUUCAAUGAGCUGAAAAAGAUCAUCAAAGAAUGUAACUCCAGUGUGCAGUCCAUGAAGAGGAUGGAGGAGCUCAUUCACCUCAAUAAGAAAAUUAAUUUCGAGGGAAAGAUCUUUCCUCUGAUCUCUCAGUCCCGCUGGCUGGUGAAACACGGUGAGCUCCUGGAGGUGGACACUCAGAUGAUGAGCAUUUCUGGAUCAAAGCUCAAGUUACCCACCAAACCUGUGUACCUCCACCUGUUCAAUGACUGUCUCCUGCUGUCACGGAGGAAGGACACAUGGAAGUUCAUGGUGUUUGUGCACGCCAAGAUCGGAGAGUUGAAAGUGAAGGAUCUCAGUCAGAAGCUGCAGGGAAUCUCAGGCUUCAUCUUCCAUUUGCAGCUGUGUGAAGGCCAGCAGCUCAAACACCAGAUCCUGCUAAAGUCACACACUGAGAGCGGCAAGCAGAGAUGGAUCACAGCCAUGUUUCCAUCUAAUCCCCUGGAAGACAUCGAGCAGGCCAGCGAGAAUGAUGAUAUCUCUCAGGUUCAGUGCAUCAAGAGCUACCAGGCCCAAGAGCAUGAUGAGUUAACGCUGGAGAAGGCGGACAUUCUUCAUGCUAAGACCAUUACAAGUGACGGCUGGGUAGAAGGCAUCAGGCUGUCUGACGGGGAGCGGGGCUGGUUCCCCAAAACCUAUGUGGAGGAAAUCACGAGUCGCAGCGCGCGCCUCCGCAACCUCAGAGAAAAUAUCCGCAUAAAAUGUGUCACACGGAAACUGGUGGGAGAAGUGUGACCAUUUUUACUGCCACUUUUUGUACGUCAAAGGUGCAUUUCAGUAGCUAAUUCACUGUUUUUAAGCUUCUGGAUGGUUUUAUUAUUUUAGAUGGACGGGGGACCUACUGUAUGUUUAGUAUGCAGCUGCUAAAAGAAGCCGGCGUUUUGGUUCUAGCAUGGACGCUAAUCUGUGUAGCAGCAUUUUCUUUAAGCAUGCUAGCUGUAAAGCUUUGAAUGCUUCUUUUUAUUUUCAGUGUAAAAGACUCUUAUGUGAUAAGAUUCUGCUGACAAACGCUCACAUUGGGACAUUUCUCACACUUCUGCCAAACAAAAUGUCCAACCUUUCAGAAGAUUUUGUGCAGCUGCCACUUUUUCCAUGUACCUAUUGUAGAUAGAAAAGAUUUUUGGAAAUUAUGGAAACUUAAUGUGUUCUUUCUGUGAAUGCAUGCCAUUAUCAUGACCAUGUUUUCAGUGGUCAGUGUUGUAUACACACGUCUACCAGCACAUCGUUUGUCCAAAGGUAAAUUUGUAAACUCCACAGUUCCUGCCAGAGGAGCAGUACAAUAACGCUAACUCAAAGUUUGCCACUUUAUUUUCGUCACGAGGAAACUGCGGAAUAUUUUCUUUCCAAAUUUAUAAAUAUCACAUUCUCUUACAUUAUUGUAAUGUAUUGUCAUUAAUGAAGGACAGAUUCUGUAGUUUCUGUACAAGACGGCAAAGCAAUCCCAUUUGAGAUUAGGCUAACUAUCUGGGCUCGCCAUGCAAAGACUCAAAAUAACAAUGAACGUACACUUCAUUAGCCAUGAAGCUAAAACCUUGUGUUUUCCCCUCUGCCAUAUUGCUGCAAGGACUUUGUUUUGAUUUGAUCUCACCAACAGUGCCAAAAUUAACUUUUACUGCAAGUUUGUAUUCAUCAACAACUGAAAAAAUGGUCCCCAACAAAUGCACUGUUUACAUACGUUUGAGUAAUGUUUGCUUCAACUACAAACAAGAUGUGAUGGGGUCUAAGUCGGAAUUUAACAACCAAUUUGUGAGCGAUUUUUAAAAUAUUGUGCCAUGAAUGAAGUGGGCUAAGGGUUGAGUACCAAAGACAGUGUAGAGAGGGGAGGAUAAGUAUUUGGACAAUGGGAAAUUAUCCAGUGGUUCCAAACCUUUUUUAGCUUGUGACCCCACUUCACCAAACUCUGUGGACCCAGACAUCCAAACCCCAUCCAGCUUUCUGCUCAAAUGAUUCAAAUUUCAAUCAUGUGAUAGUUUAUUUUCUACUGGUUUGCAAGUAAACGUUCAUUUAAGAUCACAUUAAGGCUUUUUCAGGUAUUUUUUUGCAGUCAGGGCAGAAAGGCCGGGUUGAGGAUUGUGCAAAAAGGGAUUUUAUUUUCUCACUGUACGAUGUGCACAGCGAGGUGAGCUCGUAGUACAAGGCUGGAAAUGAAUGCUGGACACAUGACGCAUGGAUCCCGAGAGACAGACAGAGAUACUGCAUGUUUUUAAAGUAGGCAGAAUGAUCCUAUAUUUUAUUUUGAUCAAUAAUUAGAAAUUUCAGGGGACCCAAUUUGAAUUCCGUGUGACCCCAUUUGGGGUCAGGACUCCAAGGUUGGGAAAGCCUGCUUUAAUCAAUCCCCAACGUUACUGGACAUUACAUAUCUGGUAAGAGACCAACAGCAAUAUACGUUCUGCAGAAUCAAAUUUUUCAUAUAUGACAUUUUGACUCAACAUUUGUUGACAAUAUAAGUCUGUAAAUGUGAAGUCUGUAUGUCAGCCAUGUCCCUCCUAAAGAACAGAAAAUAGAUUUGACAAAUUCACCUUUGGACAUCUUUACUUUGACCGUCUGUGAGGUAUGUGUGCAAGUUUAGCUCCACAUUUACUAACAUUUAAAAUUGACACGCCCCAGAGCUGGACAUUAUGAGAUGAUAGCACUAAAUGAUAUAAAGACCUACAUCAUCCACAUUAUUCCCUGAUUAAGUGUAAAACAUUCUCAAACAACUCAAAGCUCAGUGUGACUGAGCAGAGACCGGUCUUUAAUGAACCACUAUAAUCCCCAUUCAGACGUAAACCUGAGGAGUUUCAUACCCUUCUGAUUUCUCUUUCUGUGUUGUUAGUUGUAAUUGGUUGCUGUCGCAGCAUGUAUAUUUAUACUCCUCUAGCUGGUUGUUCUUUAAGGAGAUUCUCGUGUAAAUGAUCUUUACUGUAGAUGGCCUCGUGUAUAAAGAGUAGAGAAUGGUUUCUGUAAUUUAUAUGAACAAAGAUCGGACGAUUAUUAUCACAGUCUUUAACUUUUUAGUUGAUUCUUUUCUAAUACAGCAAUAAAUAUAAAACCUGUUUUACACUGGAUGUUUACUGGCUCUGUGCACACUACUGUAAAUGAUUAACCAUUGAAAUAAAUACUUACAUUUUA
Molecule: messenger RNA, 5738 nt
Organism: Labrus bergylta (ballan wrasse)
Lineage: Eukaryota; Metazoa; Chordata; Actinopteri; Labriformes; Labridae
Gene: arhgef19
Product: Rho guanine nucleotide exchange factor (GEF) 19
Biological process (GO): activation of GTPase activity; regulation of actin cytoskeleton organization
Molecular function (GO): protein binding; guanyl-nucleotide exchange factor activity
Source: RefSeq, a predicted model, not a curated record